UAUACUCGAUAGCACUUUUCGGAAAAGUGAAGGAAAUAAUAUGAUUCUAGCCCUAGGAGUAGCAUUUCUAGUGAGUUUUAUUGGAUUGAUUUAUGUAGCAUUUUUGAAGCCUCCACCUUCGAAAAUAUGUGGAUCACCGAAUGGCCCUCGAGUGUCUUCACCUCGAAUAAAACUCAACGAUGGAAGACACUUGGCCUACAAAGAAUUUGGAGUUUCCAAGGAAAAGGCUCAAUACAAAGUCAUUGUUUGUCAUGGCCUUCGUAGCUGCAAAGAUAUGGAUUUGCCGAUCUCUCAAGAACUAAUGGAGGAGCUUAAGUUGUACUUGGUAAUCUAUGAUAGAGCGGGUCAUUGUGAGAGCGACCCAUAUCCAUCACGCUCAAUCAAGACUGAUACCUUCGACAUUCAAGAAGUAGCUGACAAGUUGGAACUUGGCACAAAAUUUUAUGUAAUUGGAUUUUCGGCAGGAACAUACCCUGUUUGGGGUUGUGUGAAAUACAUUCCGCAUAGACUUCUAGGAGCUGCUCUAGUUGUUCCACCCGUGAAUUUUUGGUGGCCUUCUUUUCCUUCUGCUUUAUCACAACGUUUAUUUACGAAGCUUCCUCGAUCUUAUAAACGUACGUAUUGGAUUGCAUAUUACACACCUUGGUUGAUGUAUUGGUGGAUGACACAGAAAUGGUUCGAAAACUUUAAUAUUAGAAGAAUGCUGUGUGAUUCUGAUUUGGCCAUAAUAAAGAGAAUUGAGGAACACCCAAAACAGAAUCGGUGCAACCCGAUACAACAAGGAGAAUAUGAAUGCAACAUAAGAGACUUAUUGUGUAAUUUUGGGAAAUGGGAGUUUGAUCCCAUGGAGCUGAGCAAUCCAUUUCAUGAUAAUGAAGGCAGUGUUCAUAUGUGGCAAGGUUGUGAAGACUAUGUAGUUCCUAUUGAAUUAAAUCGUUUUAUAGCUCAAAAGCUUCCAUGGAUUCAAUAUCAUGAGCUUCCUAAUAAUGGGCAUCUAUUAGUUCAUGAAGCUCAUAACUUAGAAGUCAUACUAAGGACACUUCUCGUUUAAUAAUUUCAUUUGAUGUCAAUAUUUGUAGGAGGUGAGUGAUAUUCGGCAAUAGUGUAUUGUUAUUGUGUUGAAUAAUGAAUGCUAUUAUAUAUUAUAAUAUCAUAAACUUGCAAGAGAGAAAGCAUAUCCGAGUUUUGGGAGAACGUCGGCUACUUUCUCUUACUAUCGACAUGGUCAGAAGUUUGUGUUAUGUCUGAUGAGAUGUGCUCAGUGGCUUCGAACGUGUCAUAUGUCUGUUAUGUGUGA
Messenger RNA from Cucurbita moschata (crookneck pumpkin), 1297 nucleotides. RefSeq lists its product as uncharacterized. The record is from RefSeq and is a predicted model, not a curated record. The transcript has 5 exons. The coding region runs from base 41 to 1051 and encodes 336 amino acids. Lineage: Eukaryota; Viridiplantae; Streptophyta; Magnoliopsida; Cucurbitales; Cucurbitaceae.